AUGGUAUACGAGAAUAUGACGUCCGCCUCCGCCUCCGACAUGCUCCGCGAUCGUCUCCUCCAAAUCGCUGCAGAACGUAAGCGGAAAGAACUGGAACGCCAGCAGGAACAAGAGGCAUUGGAAGCGAAGCAGGCCGAAAAGCGUAACCGCAAGAGCUACAUGGAGCGCUUCGGCAUGACGCGGAAGGAAGUGCGCAAGCUCAUGGUAUGGUCGCCGCAGCGCAGUGGGAGGCAGAACCUGCUGGAGAAGAGAAUCGUGGAGCUGCGGAAGCAGAAGCGGGCGAAGAAGGGCAAUGCACCAGCCGACGUACAGGAGUCGAGUCCGCAGAAGCAGCAUGGACAGCCAAAGGCGCCGGCGAAGAAGGGCGGUGUCAGGGCACGGAAAGCUGUGAAGUCGUGA
This is a messenger RNA of Pseudocercospora fijiensis CIRAD86, 399 nucleotides long. RefSeq lists its product as uncharacterized. The coding region runs from base 1 to 399 and encodes 132 amino acids. The transcript has a single exon. The record is from RefSeq and is a predicted model, not a curated record. NCBI's taxonomy places the organism in Eukaryota, Fungi, Ascomycota, Dothideomycetes, Mycosphaerellales, Mycosphaerellaceae.